Molecule: messenger RNA, 2154 nt
Organism: Adineta ricciae
Lineage: Eukaryota; Metazoa; Rotifera; Eurotatoria; Adinetida; Adinetidae
Source: the annotation of a GenBank genome assembly
AUGGCUCUUCGAACACCCACAAUUCGACGACCUAGUGGCAACGAUGAUGACGAAGAAAUCGAAGAAACCGAAGACGAUCUCAUUGAGAACUAUCGUUACUUAACGGAACGAUGCGGUGCUUUGCGUUAUUCUCCGACCACGAAUGCUAUCAGUUCCAUUCAGCAUGAAAAAGAGAAAGAAAAGCAGGUGAAUCAAUCGUCCUUCACCCGUCAGUACUCGUCUAUUAGUGAAACGACGCAUCAUCGUAAUCGAAAUAAAAAUCACGCGAAUAACAACGAACUUGAUCGUUCAUUCUCUUCAGCAAGACAACGGUGCUCGCCAUUUAAUGAUCUAAAUAAUAAUAGUUCAACAUACUCAACCGAUUUGAGUCGAAUACCUCCAACUAUUUAUUACAAUGACGAUGACGACGAUGGACUUGGUAAUGGUCAAUCAUUUUCCUUAGUGAAAUUAUUCGCACGUAUGAAAGCACGUUUGAAACACGAUCGACGUUACCGUUCGAAAACUUCGCAUGAAUUACUUUACGAAGAAGAUCCUCAAGAAUGGUAUGAACUAACGAAAAACGUUCGAACUAUUUUGACAAAAGCUUUGCUGCCCGACGGUGGCUACGAUGCAUUGACAAAUCGUUCGAAAACUCAUAGUCGGCAAGGUUCGUGUAGGAAAGCUCGCGAACACGAUCCCGUUUUAAGCAAAGACUUUGAAGACGAAGACAAAAUUACUAUUGACAUUGACGAUGAAUCGAACACAGAAGGUGAUCCAGAAUUUGAUGAAAUAAUUUGGGAGAAGUUCUUAAAGUGUAAUCGCGGUUUUAAUUAUCGACGUUGCGGAGUAUGCAAAGCUAUCGAUCGACAAUAUUUCCAAGGACAAUUAGUAUUUUUCUAUGGUGUAGCUAAUAAUAUUCUAAUCGACGAAAAUUUAAAAGCACAGUACGUUCCAAAGAUGAAUUUCAACCGGCAAGUUUUGCGACCAACACACAAUCGACUUCCACUGCAAGAUGUUUCAUCACAUCAGAAAUAUUUCUGUAUAGACAAGACGAAUCUUCAUGUCCAACAAGAAAACCGAUCAGUAGCAAUAGCGAAUACGAAAAUCUCGGUCAAAUCAAGACCAAUUCUAACUGCAGCGCGUUUAAUCAAAUCUCAAUUCAAUGAAAAUGACGUGGAAAUGCUUAUUUCACCCAUGGUUGACAAAACCAAUGUAUUUACUGUUGAGCAGACAAAGGCCAAAACGCGUGAACAAUGUGAAGAAGAUUUGUAUGAAUUAUCUGAUUAUCGUCAAUCAAUAUUCGACCAUUUACGAUCAGUAGAGCACGUCUAUGCUCCAAAAAUAAACUUCAUGAAAAAUCAGUCGGAUGUGAAUGCGAGUAUGCGAACUGUUCUUGUCGACUGGCUUGUCGAAGUUACCGAUGAAUACAAACUGACGAAUGACACACUUUUUCUCUGUGUACAGUAUGUCGAUCGAUUUCUAUCAACGGUCAAUGUAACACGAUCGAAACUACAAUUGCUGGGUACAACUUGCAUGUAUGUCGCAGCAAAAUAUGAAGAAAUGUAUCCACCAGCAUUGGAAGAAUUCUCAUUCAUUACGGACAAUACCUAUGACUGCAAACAUAUUCUCCGCAUGGAACAAAUCGUUAUUAAAAUGUUGAAUUUUUCCCUUUCCGGGCCUACUUCAUACACAUUUCUCCAAUAUUAUUUAACUCAUUUAAAAUCAUCGACAUCGUUUAAUCUUGAUGACGACACUCAACAAUGUCUGAUGUUGUUAUCAACUUAUUUAUGCACUUUAACGCUUUUACAUGAUCGACCAUUUUCCUCCUAUCGUUCGUCAUUAAUCGCUGCAAGUUGUCUUGUCUUUGCUUUUCAAUUGCUCAACCUCAAACCUAUGUCUACGAGCACUCUGAAACAAUUAACUACUUACACGGAAUUCGAUUUAAAUGAAUGUAAAUUAGCAUUGAUACAGAUACAUUCUGAAACCUAUCGUCAAGAGCAAACGACGUCAAGCGUACUUCGACGUUAUCUAAAUCCAAAGAAUAACAAAGAACUUUAUCAAAAACGUGUACAUGACUUAAUUCAUCAAUCGAAACUUGAUGAUGACGAUGAUGUUAUUGAUUUAACAUUGGAUGAAAUUGAUGAGAAUGAUGUGAGUAUGGAACAUCAUCGCUAG